Daphnia pulicaria is the source of this 2033-nucleotide messenger RNA. RefSeq names its product carcinine transporter-like. Lineage: Eukaryota; Metazoa; Arthropoda; Branchiopoda; Diplostraca; Daphniidae. The coding region runs from base 182 to 1948 and encodes 588 amino acids. Gene Ontology annotation, cellular component: membrane. The transcript is spliced from 13 exons. Gene Ontology annotation, biological process: transmembrane transport. Gene Ontology annotation, molecular function: transmembrane transporter activity. The record is from RefSeq and is a predicted model, not a curated record.
UCAAAAGUUACUGUUCGUUAGCGAUGUCGUUGUGCAAUUCCUAAACUCCAUGUUUUUUUUUAGACGCCAGGCGCAAUACACGUAUUCUGUUUCCAUUAAACAUGAAAUACUUGAUACAAAAUGGAAUACAUCGCCGCUGUGUCUCUCAUAGUCAACACUAAUCUUUUCGAGUUCAAAUAACAUGGAUCUUGACGACGUGUUGCAUCACGCUGGAGACUGGGGCAAAUACCAGCACCUGCUGUUGUGGUUGGUUUGCCUUCCUGCGUGUAUCCCAUGCGGUUUCGCAGCUUUCAACCAAGUGUUUAUGGAUCGUGUGCCAGAUGCCUGGUGCAAAAUUCCAGAGUUAAUGUCGGCUGAAUGGAGUCCGGAAAAUCGCAAGACAGUCAGCAUUCCGAAAUUGGGAUCGACCUACAGUCAGUGUUUGAAAUACGACGUAAAUUACACGGAUAUCGUAUGGGAAAGCGGUGUAGGAUCCAACUUGACAGGAAACGAGUCUACCGUGACAUUUUGCACAGAUGGAUGGGAGUAUGACGUGGAACAAGUUUCCUCUUCCAUCGUCAUCGAUUUUGACUUGGUGUGUUCAAAAUCUCUUUAUCCAACUAUUGGCCUUUCAGCCCUUAAUGUUGGAGGAUUGGUUGGUGUCCUGCUGUUUGGAUACCUCAACGAUAGGAUAGGCAGGAAGAAAAAUUAUUUCCUUUGCUUGACGAUAGAGAUCGUUUUCGGAUGCGCUACUGCCUUUUCUCCAAAUGUUUAUUGGUAUAUAGUCUUCCGAUUUUUCGUCGGCUUGACGAUCCCGGCCAUUCUGCACAUUCCGUUCGUUAUCUGCCUUGAAGUUGUGGCGCCUGCAAAAAGAACCCUGGUCAGCUUCUAUUCGAACAUGUUUUACGUUGUUGGGCUGAUGGGAUUCAGUGGACUCGCUUACGCCACUCCUCAGUGGCAGUUAAUUGCGCUAACAACAUCGCUACCUUUCGUCGUCUACUUCCUUUACAUAUUUUUCUUACCGGAAUCGAUGCGCUGGUUGCUGUCGCAAGGACGCGUCAAGGAAGUUGUCGAAAUGUUGAAGAAAAUCGCCAGUGUUAAUUGCAGAUAUAUUCCAGAUGAAAUUCUUCAAAAAUUCACGGAGACAAUGGAGCACCAACGGGAGCAAGCUGACUGCUUACGCAACGGAAGGCGGGCCAAUUGGCGAGACCUGUUCCAAACUCCCAACAUGAGAAUGAAAACGCUGAUCAUCUCGUUUAGUUGGGUCGUUAACGAGACGACAUACGUCGGAUUGAGCUACUACGGCCCGUCGAUGGGAAACGAUCCCUAUCUCAGUUUUUUCCUGUCGUCCGUUGUCGAAAUACCGGGUUACAUUUUCUGCCUCCUACUCAUGGAUCGCCUGGGUCGUCGGAUGACACUCUGCUCCUGCAUGAUCCUCAGCGGCGUCGCUGCUAUUUCUACAGCACUUGUCCCCACAGACGCGGAAAUGUUGACUCUGGCUCUCUUCUUGAUUGCCAAAUGCACUAUUGCCGGCGGCACGAUGAUCAUCUUCCAAUUCGGUGGCGAACUGUAUCCGACCGAGGUUCGCGGAGUCGGGAUCGGUCUGGCCAGCUUCCUCGGCGGAAUUGGCCUCACCCUUAUACCUUUCGUGAACUAUUUGGGCACUCAGUGGCUGGUGCUUCCCAUCGUGAUGAUGGGCGCAUUCUCAGUCGCUGGCGGCAUCGUGACACUCAAACUACCCGAAACGCUAGGCGCCAAAUUGCCGCAGACACUCGAGGAAGGUGAGGAUUUUGGCAAGGAUUUCCAAGGUUGGGCGGACGCCAUCCAGCACAUAUCGAGGAUAUUGCCAAAGUGCUCAAAGCGCCCGACCAAACUCAUCCGCGAAGUCGUGAAUCUCGAGCAGACUGGUGGAGGUCAUCUGAAUUCUGGAUGCGUUAUUACAGCAGGCGAACAUAUUGAAGCCUUGUAAUGCGCUUUUCAAACUGCGCCAGUAAAUACCUUGUUUGCUUAUGCUGCCAUGUAUAACUACUGUACAGUACACGGUACACAACAGA